Messenger RNA from Racocetra persica, 170 nucleotides. The record is from the annotation of a GenBank genome assembly. Lineage: Eukaryota; Fungi; Glomeromycota; Glomeromycetes; Diversisporales; Gigasporaceae.
UGCGAGUUGAAAAAGAAAACAACAUUUGUAUACGAAAAACAUAUAAAUGUCGACAUAGAGUCUUUGUCAACAAAUUUAUUGAGAAACACAAUCAUACUUUAAAUGAUAGCAAAUUACUUCAACAAUUCUCUCCAUCGUUACAAAAAAUACCUACACAAAUAAGGGAUGAG